Molecule: messenger RNA, 1170 nt
Organism: Aspergillus bombycis
Lineage: Eukaryota; Fungi; Ascomycota; Eurotiomycetes; Eurotiales; Aspergillaceae
Exons: 6
Coding region: 1-1170 (389 amino acids)
Molecular function (GO): oxidoreductase activity; flavin adenine dinucleotide binding
Source: RefSeq, a predicted model, not a curated record
AUGAUGGCCUCACUACCCAGCGUUGCAGCAAUCGUUAACGGGGCCAACCUGAAUCCAAGCAACAUACCCCAGGUCGAGGUCCUCUUCGCCCAGUUUGCCAGUCUCUCGCCCGCCGAAAAAGACAACGAGCGCGGAUCCUUCGUGGACAAAGUGUUCCCGCUCUUCUUCGGCGAAAAUGCCGUGGUAGACGGUUCCAGUGCAUACGAAGCUCAGCGCCAAGUCCCAUGGUCGAGCAAUUGCUGGCUGCGACCGCAGGUUGUGCUUGCCAAUGCCGAGAUAGUAAAUGCCAACGCAAAGGAAAACAGCGACUUAUUCUGGGCGCUGAAGGGCGGGGGCUGUAAUUUCGGAAUCGUGACCAAGAUGGAGAUGGAAACAGUGCCUGCAAAGAUCUGGUCACAGGCCAGGGUGUAUGCGCCAUCCGUCACCACGGUCCUGUUACAGGCCCCCAUGAAGCACCAUGAGGCAAUAGAACGCGAUAACAAGUCCUCUCUGAUCUGGAUUGGUAAUGACCAAGGCAUCAUACUUGUCUCAUGCUACUGCGACCCCGUCGAUACGCUUCCGGCUGUCUUCGAGCCAUUUGACAAUAUCCCGUUUGCUUCCCAGAGGCUGGCCCGGGGCGUAUACUCGACGUACGAGCUUUUGGGUGUGAUAGAGGGUCUUGCUGUUCCUGGACAUGUUUGCCAUGAUUUCCGAUCCAUGACCAGCCAGCCAUCGCUGGAGGUCUACGAAGCUGCCGAGAGAGUACGCGUGGAGCAAACCGACGCACUGAGCGAUGUCGAAGGACUCAGGCUAUCGAGCAUAAUCCAACCGAUAUCCUCAAUAGGCAUCAAGCAAAGUCAGAGAGUCGGCGGAAAUCCACUAGGGCUGGAGGAGGUCGGCCAGCAGUGGUUUCUGGUGAUGGCCGAUUGGAAUAACCCUGUAGAUGGAGACCGUGUGCGCCAAGCUAUGCGUCGCAUAGGAGACGCCGCUGAGGCGACUGCAAAAGCCAACGGGACGUAUCUUCCCUACCAGUAUUGCAAUUAUGCCGCGCGGGAUCAGGAUCCAUUGGCUAGUUAUGGGACUGAGAAUGUGGCGAGGUUGAAGGCUGUUUCCUCCAAGUAUGACCCUGAUGGUGUGUUUCAGACGCUGCAGCGUGGCGGAUGGUUGCUUUCUAGGUGUUCUACUGAAUAA